AGUGUAAGCAAGUGGAUCAUGCAAGCACUUUCUACGACUUUUACUACAAUACAAGGCUUGUCAAGUCAACAAUUGUGCAUUUUCAGGUAGCUAUUCGUUCAGUAUCGUUAUUUGUUCAUGGUUUUUUAUUAUGUUAUCAAAUUUAAAGCUUAAAUCACAGAGAGAAUCAUAACAUAAUGAAACAACUACACUUUGUAUGCUUCAAGAUUGUCUCAUUUUUUAUCAUGUGCCUGAAGCACCUUGCUUAUCCUUUUGUUGAUUUAAGUUUUGUCUGUUGAACGAGAUUAAACUUUGAAAUCUUUAAUAUUUACCAAAUUUCAUUAUUAGAAACAUAUGGACAAAUUACAUAAUAACUUGACCAAAAUAUGAAGAUGGUGGAUUAUUGAAUUCUACAAAUCCUUGGGUUUCUGGUUUUUUAAUACAGUCACCUUCUAUAAUUUGCAAUUGUUAUUAGUGGCAUUUAUACAUACUGCUUGUUGAGUAUUCUAGCUUUGCAGGUUCCAAUCCAUAUUUGUUAUAUUGUAUGGAAUUAUUACAUUUUAGUAGCUCUUUGACUUUAAACAAGCAGAUUCGUUGGAGGAGGCACCUUUCUUUCUCUAGGGGAGGUCAUAAAAAGCGAGAUGGAUGUGGUUUCUGAGCAGUUAAUGGAUGUUCCAUAUGGACCAUAUAUAACGAAUCUUGUGUUGGCUUCUUGUUGGUGUACUUGGGAGUUCAACGAGCCAAGCAAAUAUUGUUCUGCAGCUUAAUAGUUAUGUGUCAUUUGAUUAAUGAGAUAUCUGACUUAGUUUUAUCUUGCAUCUUGGCAUAUAGAUUAUUUGAAAUGUUUUUGUUAUCUACAGCCUUUUGAUGUCUGUUUUAUUUUGUCUCAACGAUGUUUAGAUUGGACCUCUCAUUUACUACCCUACAAAUAUUGGAUGAUCUAACACUUCACAUGUUGUGUUAUGGUGCAAGUGUCCUUGUCAACUUUGAGCAGUCAUAGGCUUAUGCGUUAAUUUAUUUUAAGUCGUAGAUAGUAGUUUCUUCCUUGUAUGUUUAUUGCUUACUAUAAAUAGCAUUGCUAUCAUUGAUACAAAAUGUGAUAAUGCUCAUGCCAAGCACUCCUCAUCGCCGGCCCCACGGUGAGAUGAAGGGAGAUAAAUCAGGUACUGAGUGGCCUCCUAAGUGGGAGUUAUUUGCCACAGCUGCGACUCGAACCCUUGUCCAUUGAUGCAAGUCUACGACUUGGGUACCAACUCAGCUACGCCCCGGGGGUUUAUUGCUUGAUCAAACAUGGAAACACACCGAGUGGUCAUUCAAUUAAUAGCUUAUCUGAGAAAUUUUGUUUGUUAUUAUGCAACACUGACAAUUUAGCCUUAGUUGCAUUAUCCUUUAAAAUCAUUUGUGGGAAUGCCUGUAUCAAGAUUCAAUCAGUUGUUACUAGGCAUAUGACUUACAGGAGGAUAUUUUAUCCAAUUAGUUGCCGUAAUGUAUGUGCAAUGUAGUGCAAGAAUUGGGAAGUUGACUGCGUUUAGCAACAUUGCCUGAGUGUUCCAAAUGCCCACAGCCACUCAACGUAAACAACAUAAUUUUCAAAUUUAAGGAAAACUUAUGUAGGAGCAAUGUAUGUAUGCACCAGUGAGCCAGCAAAAUUUCAUGAUAGAAUUAUAGAAACUCACAAAUUCUAAAUUUAUUUACUUUUUUUGUAUAAAGAGUGAGUCACGAUUUGAUUUCUAUCUAACAAAAGUUUAAUUGGAUGCUGAAGGUCCCUCAAGAAGUAACAGGUAGUUGAAAUUUUUAUAGUGAAUGCCAUGAGCUUGAUCUGGUCUUUUGGUAGGUGAACCAUCUUUUUUUUUUGUCAACAUGUAGUAUAGCAAGAUCAGGUAAAACGUGUGACAUUUUGUAUAUGCUUAACGUAUAACAGUAAUACUAAUUAAUGUAAUGGCUAUUUAUUUUAGGGAAAAUAAGAUAAAGAAGAAAACAAAUUACUAAUUUUCUUUUUGGAGCCAUUUUUGUUUGCUUGUCCCAGAUUUUUGUUUAUGAUCUUGUAGAAAUAGCUUCUCCUGAAAGACACGUUGUUGAUGCAGCUGAGGAAUCUAAUAUCGGCGACCUCAAAACAUGAUGUGUACUUGGUUCACGACUAUUCAAUUAUGCAUUGGUCGUCACUGCAAAGAAGUGGGAAAGAGGUGCUCAAUGUAGCAGGGAAAGUUGUUCCCACCAAGAAGCAUUGUGGAUCUUCUACUCAACUUCUUUCCAGAGUACAGAUAAGUGCAAUGUGUGGAAAUGGCAAGUUAUUAGUUGCCGGUGGAUUUCAAGGCGAGCUCAUCUGCAAGGCCUUAGAUCAACCUGGUGUGGCUUUCUCCACUAAAUUAAACGACUAUGGUGACAUUACUAAUGCAGUUGAUGUCAUUCAGUCUUCGAGUGGAUCUUCUCAAGUGGUGACUGCUUGUAAUGAUAGCAAUGUGAGGGUGUUUGAUGCUGAGACAUAUGUCCAAGUUGGACGACUAUCGUACUCUUGGUCUGUUAAUAGUACCUCAACUAGCCCAGAUGGAAGGCUCCUCGCCAUUGUAGGAGAUAACAAGGAUGGUCUGCUAGUGGAUCCACAAUCCGGAAAAGUGGUUAGCAACCUCAAAGGCCAUUUUGACUAUUCCUUUGCCUCUGCCUGGCAUCCGGAUGGCUCCCUCAUAGCCACGGGGAGCCAAGACAAAACAUGCCGCUUGUGGGACAUGAGGAAUACUUCUCAUUCCUUGGCCGUGCUCAAAGGGAGGAUAGGAGCGAUAAGAGGCAUAAAGUUCACUUCUGACGGCAGGUUCAUGGCGAUGGCUGAGGCAGCUGACUUCAUUCAUGUAUACGAUGUGAAAGCGAACUUCAGCAGUGCUCAGGAGAUCGAUAUGUUUGGGGAGAUUGCUGGGAUAUCGUUCAGUCCUGAUGCUGAUGCACUGUUUGUAGGUGUAGCUGACCGCACCUACGGAAGCCUACUAGAGUUCAGGAGGAGGAAGCAUAGCUCUUACCUCGAUUGCUUCCUAUGACGAUGAGGGAAAGAGUAGUUAAGCCUUUCAGUGUAUAGAGUUCAAAGUUUUGUUGAGAAAAUGGGCACAGCUAAAUUCCUCUCCAAUAUAGUAUAGUGACCUUAUAUUAUACAAUCAAACUCUUCGAUCGCGUGCUCAAUUUUUCUGCUAUAUAUUUUUCUUUGAUGUGUUUUCGGAUUCACAAGUGUGGUAUUAUUUUAGAGUGAAGUGUAAUGGAUGGAUUUUUAUAGUGUCUAUAAUUUGCUAGGAUGUUUGCACGAGUUA
Molecule: messenger RNA, 3269 nt
Organism: Zingiber officinale
Lineage: Eukaryota; Viridiplantae; Streptophyta; Magnoliopsida; Zingiberales; Zingiberaceae
Exons: 7
Coding region: 2058-3005 (315 amino acids)
Molecular function (GO): protein binding
Source: RefSeq, a predicted model, not a curated record